CACAGCGGCGGCAGUGCUAACAUAGCUCCGGCAGCGAGAGAGAGAAGAGAGCCUCCCCUCUACCUGGAGAGGAAGCCAGGGACCCGGGCAGUCAUGGCAGCGAACAUGUACCGGGUUGGAGAUUAUGUUUAUUUUGAGAACUCGUCCAGUAACCCACUGCUGAUCAGGAGGAUAGAGGAGUUGAACAAGACAGCCAAUGGGAACGUGGAGGCCAAAGUGGUGUGUUUUUACCGACGCAGGGACAUCUCCGGCACACUCAUCGCCCUGGCAGACAAACAUGCAAGGGAGCUGGAAGAGGAGAUGGAGAAUCCAGAGAUGGCGGACCUCCCCGAGAAACACAAACACCAGCUCAGACACCGAGAGCUCUUCCUGUCCCGCCAACUGGAGUCUUUACCUGCCACACACAUCAG
Molecule: messenger RNA, 410 nt
Organism: Notothenia coriiceps (black rockcod)
Lineage: Eukaryota; Metazoa; Chordata; Actinopteri; Perciformes; Nototheniidae
Product: metastasis-associated protein MTA3-like
Exons: 4
Biological process (GO): double-strand break repair; negative regulation of transcription by RNA polymerase II; response to ionizing radiation
Cellular component (GO): NuRD complex; nucleoplasm
Molecular function (GO): transcription corepressor activity; chromatin binding; histone deacetylase binding
Source: RefSeq, a predicted model, not a curated record